AUUUAUACCACACACUGCGCUAUGCAAAAAUAUAUAUUUGGGGGGACUGGAGAAUUAUGUUUGAUGUUCAGACCUCCAGAACGUGUGAAUGCAGAUGUGAGAAAAACCUACAGGAGCAGAAGUUGCAAAACUGGGAGGGGAUUUCCCCCACCCUUCAAGUCAGCAAUGGGAUAUGGUAAUUAGAGCUAGCCAAUGUGGGCUAGCUACUCCACUGUGAGACAUAUAAGGAACCCGUUUUGGCAGGGGCUACAUCAUUUCACUCUGUCACUUGAGAAUUGAGAAUUUUCCCUUUCCAACGAAAGGUUUCCAAAGCUUCUGUUCCUCAAGGAGCCCGAGAAGUUCAGAAUCUCCAACCUACAAUGGAAAUCUCGGAGAGCUGCCAUUUUUCCCCUACGCAGGUCUUUUAUGAUAACUCUUGCAUGUCUUCGCCAGAGGCCUCUGAAUUCGUUGACAGCUUCGACCAAAGGCUGGCUGUUCUGGGGGAGCUUCAAGGCUCGGACGAAGAUGAGCAUGUGAGAGUCCCCAGUGGCCACCACCAGGCUGGUCACUGCCUGAUGUGGGCUUGCAAAGCCUGCAAGAGGAAAUCCAGCACAGUGGACCGCAGGAAGGCAGCGACCAUGCGGGAGAGGAGGAGGCUGAAAAAGGUGAACCAGGCUUUCGAGACUCUCAGGAGGUGCACGUCAGCCAACCCGAACCAGCGGCUGCCCAAGGUGGAGAUCCUGCGCAAUGCCAUCCAGUAUAUUGAAAGCCUUCAGGAUCUCCUGAGAGAGCAUGUGGAGAACUACUGGAGAACUCCAGGCAGCCUGCCUGGAGAGAGCAGCUCAGAACCUGGGAGUCCCACCUCCAACUGCUCGGACGGAAUGAUCGAGUGCAACAGCCCAGCUUGGUCUCGGACGAACAGUGGCCAUAGCAACAUGUUCACUCAGGAAAUACAAAAUGUGACCUACAGUGAGAGGGCUCCUGUGGUGUCUAGUCUAGAAUGCCUGUCAAGUAUCGUGGAACGACUUUCUUCGGCUGACCCUUGUGGUCUGGUAACAAGAGAUGUAUCUGUCCUAUCACCAUCAAGCCCUGACUCCCAACCCCACACCCCUGGGACCCCUUCAACAAGACCCAUUUAUCAUGUGUUGUGAAGCAUCUGUUACCAAACCAGCACAUAUCCUGAUAAUAUAUUCAUUAUGCUUUCACUGUGUGGUGUGGGUAGUGGCAUGUUAAGGAAUGCCUAUUGCUAUGGCUAUGUACUGUAUAUAGGAACUACAUACAAAAUGUAUAUAGGUAAUGUAAAUAUACCAGUUACUGUAAUCUUUUUAUACUUAAAAUAUAUUUAAUUGAACAAGUGUUAUUAAAAAACA
Molecule: messenger RNA, 1349 nt
Organism: Lepisosteus oculatus (spotted gar)
Lineage: Eukaryota; Metazoa; Chordata; Actinopteri; Semionotiformes; Lepisosteidae
Product: myogenic factor 5
Biological process (GO): skeletal muscle cell differentiation; positive regulation of skeletal muscle fiber development; positive regulation of myoblast differentiation
Molecular function (GO): protein dimerization activity; DNA-binding transcription factor activity, RNA polymerase II-specific; RNA polymerase II cis-regulatory region sequence-specific DNA binding
Source: RefSeq, a predicted model, not a curated record